AUUUCCCAUUAUCUCCAUCCCUUCAGGAAUGUGGGCGGUGCCAUACAGAGAGGUGGGAAAAUAAAGGCUGCUGUGAUAUAAACCUGAAGUUUCCUGGUCCAGCCCAGUAUGUUGCAAGCACUCGCUUGUUUUCUUAGUGCUUGAGCAUCAGGAAAGGAAUCAAGAGGCGAGGCAGAAUCCACACACAGAGCUGUCUUCCAACCUCUUUUCAGGAUGUGGAGGGAACUGCGGAUGGUGGCUUUUUACCGGGCUGUCUUUGCAGAAAUCCUGGCCACCGCCAUCUUUGUCUUCUUUGGCCUGGGCUCGGAGUUGAAUUGGCCAGAGAAGCCCUCUGUCCUGCAGACUGCCAUCACCUUCAACUUGGCCGCAGCCACCGCUGUCCAGAUCGCCUGGCAUGCCAGCGGAUCCCACCUCAACCCAGCAGUGACCUUGGCCUUCCUGCUUGGCUCUCGCAUAUCGUUGGCGAGGGCAGCCUGCUAUAUACUUGCCCAGAUGGUCGGAGGCAUUGUCGGAGCAGCUGUCCUUUACGAGGUGACUCCUGAGGACAUCCGAGGAAGUUUAGGCACCAGUACGGUGAGGGUCAACGUCUCAUCCGGACAAGCUGUGUCCAUCGAGCUCAUUUUGACAUUGCAGCUGGUUCUAAGCUAUCUUGUGUCCACCGAUAGCAGCCGAAACAAAGGUUCUCCAGCUAUCAUGAUCGGUGUCUCCGUUGCCCUGGGACACUUAAUUGGGCACUACUACACCACCUGUUCCAUGAAUCCAGCCAAAUCCUUUGGCCGUUCAGUUGUAGUUGGGAAUUUUACAAAGCAAUGGAUAUUCUGGGUGGGGCCACUGGCUGGUGCAGUCCUGGCCUUUGUGCUUUAUUCCUUUGUCCUUCACCACGACCCAAAGACCUUUGCGGAACGACUGGCUAUUCUCAGGGGCAGCUAUGAUGCAGAACCUUCGGAGAAGGAGAAAGACCAGCCGACAGACUCUGUAUCUCUGCCCAUGCCCAGCCUUGUACAUAGACUCUAGACUCCUAGGAGCAAGCCAUGGAAGAACGUCGACGGCUCCUCUUGUUUUUAGGAAGGACUAAGUGAG
Messenger RNA from Podarcis raffonei (Aeolian wall lizard), 1080 nucleotides. RefSeq names its product aquaporin-6-like. NCBI's taxonomy places the organism in Eukaryota, Metazoa, Chordata, Lepidosauria, Squamata, Lacertidae. Gene Ontology annotation, biological process: transmembrane transport. The record is from RefSeq and is a predicted model, not a curated record. Gene Ontology annotation, cellular component: plasma membrane; apical plasma membrane. The coding region runs from base 214 to 1014 and encodes 266 amino acids. Gene Ontology annotation, molecular function: water channel activity; nitrate transmembrane transporter activity. The transcript has 4 exons.